GGCGCGGACCACAUCACACUCGGCGAGUAGCUCGCGGUGCGGGAGCCGGCCAUGAGUCCACCGGUCGCCGCGCUGCGCCAGCUGCGGGCCGCGGCGUGGUGCGCGCCCCGGCUGGCCCUGCCCGCCCUCCUCCUGCUAGCGGCGUGGCCCCGGCCCGGCAGCGCGGGCGAGAUGUACGACACGACGCACUGCGAGGAGCGCGGCGCCAAGGAGCUGGUGCGCCCGUCCGAGCCCUUCAUCUGCACGCGGGCCGGCAACCUCAACGGCAUCCGCCUCAAGGACGAGUGCGAGAACGCGCUGCGCAACAUCGUCGACGGCCCAGGUGCCAUGACGGCCCAGCGGCCGCAGCCCAUCAACGCCAACACCUUCUGCCGGCCGGGCCGGGACGUGAACAUCGUCAAGUCCGAGUUCACCUGCUACUGCACCGACCGCCGCCAGUGGGACUGUCACAAGGGCGCCACGCCCGAGAAGCCCAUGCCGGGCAGCAGGAAGGGCUCCACGGCCGGCCGUCAGAAAGUGCCGCGCAAGUGCGAGAGCGACAUCGUCAUCCACAAGAUGUACACCGACUUCUGCGACAUGUACGGCAUGUACGUGACGUACGACGACUGCCUCACGCCGCGCAACCACACCAUCACCGUGCAGAACUGGGUGCAGCGCGACACGCCCGUCGUCUGCCUGCCGGGCUCUUACACCAUCUACAUCCGCUGCCAGCUGUGCCGCUGCCUGUCGGGCGUCUACCAGCAGGACUGCGAGUUCGUCGACUGCCCGUGGACCACGGCGUCGUAGUUGUUGUAUUUAUUGUGUGCGGGGCGUGCGGAGAGCGGAAGGGAAGUACAGGAAAGCAUUUCCACCCUUUUUUCUA
Molecule: messenger RNA, 862 nt
Organism: Frankliniella occidentalis (western flower thrips)
Lineage: Eukaryota; Metazoa; Arthropoda; Insecta; Thysanoptera; Thripidae
Exons: 5
Coding region: 52-786 (244 amino acids)
Source: RefSeq, a predicted model, not a curated record